This is a messenger RNA of Pieris macdunnoughi, 5049 nucleotides long. The record is from the annotation of a GenBank genome assembly. Lineage: Eukaryota; Metazoa; Arthropoda; Insecta; Lepidoptera; Pieridae.
AUGCCUCCAGUAAAUUCAAAAGGGAAGAAGAACGGCACCGAAUAUGGGAAUAUUAUAACAACCAAAUGCACAGUUUUGGAUUUUGAACAGUACAUACAAGAGAACAAAACACUAUUACUGAAUGAUCCAUUACGGGAUAUACUUUUGUAUCCAUCAGAUGAUGUUUCUAGUGUAGUUCUCCCUCGGAGAUGGAGAACAGUGACAACAGCUGUCCCUGAUGUGAGAACAUCUGCAACAUGCCCUCUUCUUACUAGACAAGCUCUCCUUAGCUAUGCAUCCAGUUGGAACCUUGUUCAUUACAAAUAUAGUAAUUACUCAGGCUCUUAUCAUAAUUUGCCACGGCCCUUUGACACAAAGUUGCCGAUUGAAAUUUAUGAUCUUGAUACUGAAAUAGAAAAUGAACUUGAAGCUCAAAACAAAGUGGAUGUUGGAACAAAAGAGGGAUACCUUUACAAAGGACCAGAGAUUGGCUCAGAAAGGAUGUUCAGCAAUCUUGCUUCAAAAUCUUUUAAAAAACGAUAUUGCUCAAUGGUUAAAGAGGCUGACGGUACAUAUAUACUCGAAGUAUAUAAGGAUGAAAAGAAAACAGAUACAAAGCUCACAAUUGUCAUGGAUUUUUGUUCAGAAGUAAUUAGGAAUACAAAACGCGGUAGAUUUUGUUUUGAAUUGCGUAUGUCUGGGAACAAAGGAUACACAUUCGCAGCUGAAAAUGAGGAAGAAAUUAAGGAAUGGAUUAAUUGUUUCACUUCAGCGCUCAAGAAGAACCAAGAUCAGGGAAAUCAUCAAAAUGACGAAAUUUUAGAUAAAGAUGCGGACAUAUCCUUAACAGGCGAGCCCCCGCCUCCCAUAUACGGUACAUUGAAAGGCCUAGAACACAGUAUGAAUCCACUACUAAUGCGAUAUUCACGAGAAACUGACCUCUCAAUAGCGGCCGCGAGGAACGAAUGUCGCUCGAACAUAUUCAACUUGCCAUACAAGAGAUCGCCUUCACCCGAACCACAAUUGGAACCAUUCAAAGAACAUUUCGGUCAAAGAAUAUUACUGAAGUGCGAGAGUCUGAAAUUCAGAUUGCAAGCACCCAUAGAUGGUGACAAAGAGUUGUUAUGCCAAGUCGAACCUUAUUUUACUCACUUAGCAAUAUACGAUGCACGUAGCGGAAGGAAAGUGACGGAGAACUUUCAUUUUGAUCUCAAUCACGCGGCUGUUAAAGAUCUUAUAAAGGAAAAUGAGUGUACCAAGUCAUUGGUCGAGAACUUUAAGUAUGAUGUCAAGGUGGAUGUUAAACAAAUACCGGAGGAGUGGUUCAAUUCAAAGAAACAGGUCAUGUUAUCAGUGAACAACCCACACCCGGAUUUAUUUUUGGUUGUGAGGAUCGAUAAGAUUCUUCAAGGUCACGUAAGUCAAGUGCUGGAGCCCUACCAAAAAGCCACAAAAGACCCUCGAUUAGGGCUCAAAGUCCACAAAAAUGUGCAGGCCUAUGCAAAUCGUGUCGGGAAUUAUAGGAUGCCUUUUGCUUGGGCGGCAAAACCUUUGUUCAGAUUAUAUAGUAACGAUUUGGAUACAACGCCAGAAUUUCCUGCGAUAUACCGACAGGAGCCAAACAAAAUGUCCGAUGAUGACUUACUGAAAAUUCUGCAAGACUUUAGAAAACCAGAAAAAUUGGCGAAAUUGAAUGCGAUACCUGGGUGGCUGUCUAUUAGUAUCCUACCGUGUAUAGAACAAAUACCAAAUUGUAUGACGAGUUCCUAUGCUGCACUAAAGCCGUUUCCAUUGCCACCAACAUCGCCAUUAACGUUGGAGCUUUCUACAUACAAUUUCGAGCCUGAACAACCGUAUGCAGCAUACAUUCAUCACCUAUACGUCCGACCGUUAGCCCUGAAUUUUGAAUCUCAGAAAGUCUUCGUGCGAGCGCGGAAUAUUUCCUGCACAAUCGAAUUGAAGGACAGCGAUACGGGCGAUGUUAAAGCGUUACAGAUAAUUCACGGACGUAUAGGUAUGACAGACCAUUACAAGUGUUCAGUGUUACAUCAUAAUGCAAACCCGAACUGGUGCGAUGAGGCCAAGAUUCGACUCCCGACUACGUUAACUACCCAACAUCACUUGCUCUUCACGUUUCACCAUAUAUCCUGCGAUAUUGCUAAGAAAAAUGAUACCAAUGUGGAAACUUGUAUUGGUUAUGCCUGGGUGCCGUUGCUUAAAAACGACAAAUUUAUUGACGAAUUUGUGAACUUGCCAAUUGCAACACACUUGCCAUCUGGAUAUUUAUCUAUUCAUCCAUUGGGACUCGGAAAAGGGAACUCAGGCCCCGAAGUGGUAUGGGUUGAAGGUGAGAAGCAGCUCUUCCGUUGCCAACUUGUCCUCGACUCCACUGUGGAGACCAGAGACCCUCAUUUACAUACUCUAUUCAGUUCUAUAGAGAGAUUGAUAAAUACAUCUCCCCCCUCUAGUCCCAUUUCCCCUCAUGACGUCACAAAUGCUUUAAAAGCCGCACACGGGAUACAAUUAAGCUCUCUCGUAGCCUUCUUGCCGACUAUAUUAAAUCAACUGUUUGAACUUAUGACAGUUGAAAAGGGCUAUUCACGCGAUAUGGGCUAUCAAAUUGUAAAGCUAAUGAUACAAUUUGUUCAUAUGAUCCACGAAUAUGGACGAAAAGAUUUACUGGACAGUUAUAUAAAGUAUGUCUUCAACUGCGUAGAACUAAAGUUGCAUACAGUUUUAACUGCCCCAUUACACAUGUUCGUUGAUCCCACGCAGCAGGACUUUCUGCUGGGACACAAAUUCAUGCAAUAUUCAAGCUUUUUCUUCGAUGCUAUUGUGAAGAGUAUGGUGCAGUAUUUGAUUAAUACUGGAAGGAUAAAGAUGUCUCGCCACGAACGUUUUCACUCGGAAUUGUUGGAGAAUAUUGAUAGACUGGUCAGUACCGUGGAGCCAUCAUACAUAUUGCAACAACCGAUGCAAACACAUAUAUUCAACAAAAAUUUGGCUCUAUUCCUUAAGUCAUGUCUCUCAUUAAUGGAUCGCGGUUUCGUGUUCCGUCAAAUCAAAAAGUACCUAGAGAAGUUCAAGAGUUGCGAUCCAAAAGCGUUGUUCGACUUCAAGUUCACGUUUUUGCAAACGAUUUGUUCUCACGAACACUACGUACCGUUCAACUUGCCUCUGCUCGCUAACAAAAUUAUCAAGGAUUCUGAUGAAGAUCCCGCAAGGCUGAAAUUAACUGAAGAUUUUAUAAUGAGACACUUCUUGGCUGGUAUUCUUAUUAAACAUGUAGAGCAAUCACUCCGAGAAGCCCCGCAAAAGCGCCGUGUUGCGUUGAACGUGUUACGUAAUUUACUCACGAAACAUGAACACGACGAUCGGUACAACACAAGGCAGGCGAGAGCGAGGCUCGCACAACUCUAUGCGCCUUGGCUCACUAUUGUACUCGAUAAUGCCCACCGUUUGGUAACAAAAUGUCUAGCAAGUCCCAUAUUAGAAAAUGGUCACGAUAAAGUGGACGGAGAUGCGAGCGUAUACCCCGUAAUAAAUACGCAAAAGGAAAUCACCUCGGCGAACAGUACGCCACGAAGGAAUCGAUUGACCCUACAUUUUGAUCAUACGCCGGUCAGGAAUUCGGGUCACUUCAAAGAGCCACCCAAUAUUUCUAACAAUAUGUAUGGAAAAGAUAACGUAAAUAACAUAUCGCAUAGUUCACUAGAGUCAGUGUCGACAAUGUCGGGUGGGGACUCUCUACCAAGAAAUACACGACUGCAAUUGAGCGAACUUGGCGAUCAGGUUAACAGAUUCGGUGUGAUGUCCGCUGAAGAGGUACGGGAUGUGCUUCUGUGUUUCUUGUUUGUGUUGAAAUAUUUGGAUGAAGAUAGACUCGUAGAAUGGUGGAGGACGUAUACGCCAGCUCAGCAACAAUCGUUCUUUAACGUUUUAGAAAUAUGCGCUGAACAGUUUCAAUACGUGGGAAAGAAGAAGAUUUUAUCGGAAUUAAAAGUGACCACACCCGAUUGUAAUGACAAGUCGAAACCGAUGAAAGCUAGGACUUUACCGGCGAGAAUGAGCCCACCUGAUUUCUCUAAAGAACCACCUAUAAUAGUUGAGAAAAAUAAUACAGUUAAUAGAGAGAAUUUGGUUAAUACAACGGUGCCUACCGAACUGGAAGCAAUGUCGGAACUUGCAGUGGUAUCUGCCGGUUGCCUAGCAACCGAGGUGGGUCUCACUAUUAUAGACCGGGCUUGUCUCUUUAUGAAAAAUCUGGGAGCUGCAGAAGGACAAUCCAUCAAACCAUAUUUGAAACUUCUACAAUUGCCUCAAAGCGAAAAUCUUUAUAAACACCUCUUUGCUGGUUUAAGAGCAUAUAUUAAUCAGUUUUCGGAAACAUUGUUUGACGGGGGCAGCACACUUUGCGCGGGCAUAGUAAGUGCAGUAGUGAAGCUUUGUGAGGCAAGAGCGGCGUGGCUUCGUCGCGAGGCAGCCGCCGCUCUAUAUUUACUGAUGAGGGCUAACUUCCAACAUGCUACGGGUGGAAACCUUACUAGGGUUCACCUUCAGGUAAUUAUUGCGGUGUCUAAACUCCUAGACAACUCAACGGCACUGAACUGCAAACGUUUUCAAGAAUCUCUCUCGGUCAUCAACUGUUUUGCUACAGGGGAUAAGGCUAUGAAAGGAACAGGUCUUUCAAGCGAGGUGGCUGAACUAAUGCGUCGCGUACGCACAGUUGUUGGGGCAAGAGCUAGACUUGCUGGUGCUGCGGGAGGGGGAACAGGCGCAGGCAGCAUUCAACUAUCCGAGCUCCAAUUCGCCCUCGCUGCCUCUUGUCGUGCCACGCCCCGUUUACGUCACGCAUGGCUUGCGACACUUGCUGAUUUGCAUUCGAGGAAUGGCGAUCAUGAUGAGGCAAUGUGUUGCCAGCUCCACAUUGCAGCAUUAAUAGCAGAGUAUCUCAAACUACGCGGCGUACAAUAUUGGGGUGCUGAAACAUUCGAAGAUAUAUCUAAGAACAUUCCCACCGAUGAAACGGGACUCAAGAUUGAUGAAGGUAAGGAACUAUUUUAUUGUUAA